CCCAUGCUGUGACACGGUCCUCAACUCAAGCGAUUCGAUUGCACGAUGCGAUGUGUGCAAUUUUGAGGAGUCCACUGAGAAGCUAAGACAUGGUGGGUCAUAUUUCUUGAUGCUCGACCUCCACAAGCAGCUCAAGCACCUAAUUGGAAAAACAAGUGUCGAGCUUCAUCAUUCGCUGUCAAUGCUAGCACUCAAUGACUCUGAUUUGAUUACGGACAUUACAACAGCCGAAGCUUGCAAGCACUUGCGCCAAGAGCUUGCCUUAGGUCCGAGUGACCUAACAAUCACGUUCAACACUGAUGGGAGCCCCAUCUUCAAAUCCUCGAAGACGUCAGUGUGGCCGAUUCAAUUUACAGUAAAUGAACUACCCCCUGCAGUGCGCUUGCACCACCCUACAUUGGCUGGACUCUGGUUUGGGAAGCGCCAUCCAGACAUGUCGGUUUUUCUGACCAAGUUUGUGGAGGAAGUCAACACUAUGGCCCCUGUGACAUGGAUCCAUGGAGAUCAGCAGCUCACUUCAAAAGCCUUUGUACUGUGCUGCAGCGUUGAUACCCCUGCCCGUGCUGCCGUGCAAAACAUGGUCUCUUUCAAUGGGUUCUUCGGCUGCCCAUAUUGCUUGAUGAAAGGCGAGCACGAGGAAGGAUGCGUGCGCUAUGUCGCCGAUGAAGCCCCAAUUCCGAGGACAUCGGAGCUUGUUGUUCGAGACAUGGAGCUCGCCCAGAGGCUGGGGAGCCCUGUAAAUGGUAUCAAGGGUCCAUCACCUCUCAUGAACCUUGAAGGUUUCGACUUGGUUGCUGGCAUGAGCGUGGAAUACAUGCAUUGUGUUCUGCAAGGGGUGGUGCGACAAGUCACGGAGCUCCUCUUUUCAUCGACAAGCUCACGACAGGCAUACUACAUCGGUACACGUGCGUCUGUUGUCAAGGUAGACAAGCGACUACGAAGCAUCAAGCCUCCCCACUGUAUAACAAGGCUGCCUCGUUCCAUUGAGGAGCGUGGCUUCUGGAAGGCGUCAGAGUGGAAGCAGUGGCUCCUUUUUUAUGCACUGCCAUGCUUGCUGGAUGUCCUUCCCCAACUCUACUGGAAGCACCUCUCCAAGCUCUGUGAGGCUGUACACAUUUUGCUGCAUGACAGCCUUACGCUCCGUGACAUCAAGCGUGCAGAAGAACUACUAAACGCGUUCGUGUGUCGCGUCGAGGCCCUCUAUGGGAUAGGGGCCAUGACCUUCAAUAUGCACCUGCUGCUCCAUCUGGCCGGCUGUGUGCGCCACCUUGGACCACUCUGGGCCCAUUCGGCCUUCGUUUUUGAGGGUGGCAAUGGCACACUGGUGAACCUGGUAUCUGCUGCUAAAGGACUGCCCCAGCAGGUCGUGGAGCGGGUCGUGAUGGCGCAGGAGCUGGAGCUCUUGCUUGCCAGCCAUCAUCUACCCAACAGGGUAGAAAAAAUCUGCCACGGCUUUCUGGGCUAUAUGCCCAUUCAGAACGCCUCCCACGUGGAGGAAGCAACCAUGCUUGGCUGUGGGCGUGCAGCAAGUGUCACCACUGACGAAAAGGUUGCUCUGGAGCAGCACUGUAGAGCUUCGAUUAACUGUAUGACGGAGUAUGAGAGGUGUGUUGUGAACCACCAAGUCUACCACAGCACUGCUUACACGAGGGCAACUAAAAGUGACACAACUUUUGUGUGCACGUACGACCAUAGUUACUUUAGGAUUUUAAAAAUCUUGGAACUAAAGUCCUCAAGUGGCACUCACUGCAUCCUUCUUUGCAGGAGUGUUGUGCUGAGGCAAUCACAGUAUCUACCAGAACAUAUUAAGGAGUGUUUCCUUUCUGAAGUUGACACUGUGAGCUGUAUUGAACCUGCUAACCUCAAGAGCAGUUGCGUUUAUGUUGAUUUUCCUACAGACAGCAAGUCAUUCAUUUGCGACUUGCCGAACACAAUAGAGCGUGAUUAGCCUUGACUCUAGAGGGUCUGUGAGAGAAAAUGAAUGCCAGUUUUUUUGUGUUUUGCAUAGACGGGCUGGGCAAUGCGGAAAGCUGGGAAUCUGUGCGAAUUCUUUGUUGGUGGUCGUGAAGACUGCUCAAAUUUAAAGGAGCUGUGCUACGAUUUUAAAGGGAUACUACAAGGAAAUUUCGGUGCUUAUUUUAAGGUCUAUAUGUGUUCAAAGGAGCAGUAUCACAUCGAACACACCAAUAUCUUGUUAAAAAAGUUACGAAAUGGAAUUUUAAAACAAAUUAAAUGAUUAGCAAAAGGCACCUGGUGGAGUCGCUAACACCUCGUUUGUAAUGCACGUCUAGGAACCUUGACAGCUAGUGACGGUCAGUGUCUCGCCUCCGGCCACGAUGAGAGAAGGGGGUACGGAGGAACUCCCCUCUUCCCGAGAAUCCCUUUUGUACGUUCAAGAAGUAGCUAUUGUCUCCCUACAAGAUUGUAGAAGAUUAACCCGUCACUCAAAAUUCAUACAAAAGCAGCUGCUUUGGUUGCUGGAACGACUAGGCCAUCCU
Messenger RNA from Ixodes scapularis (black-legged tick), 2498 nucleotides. RefSeq lists its product as uncharacterized. Bases 110 to 1948 code for a protein of 612 amino acids. Lineage: Eukaryota; Metazoa; Arthropoda; Arachnida; Ixodida; Ixodidae. The record is from RefSeq and is a predicted model, not a curated record. The transcript is spliced from 5 exons.